Messenger RNA from Cornus florida, 2604 nucleotides. RefSeq lists its product as uncharacterized. The record is from RefSeq and is a predicted model, not a curated record. Lineage: Eukaryota; Viridiplantae; Streptophyta; Magnoliopsida; Cornales; Cornaceae. Bases 328 to 2445 code for a protein of 705 amino acids. Gene Ontology annotation, molecular function: protein kinase activity; ATP binding. Gene Ontology annotation, biological process: protein phosphorylation. The transcript is spliced from 21 exons.
AAAAAAAAAAAAAAAAAAAAUAAAACUCCACAGGAGGAGAAAACAACUUUAGAAACUACGACAUUCUUUUUCUCUCCUUCUCCUCGAUCCCUACUGCUUCAAGACAGCAAGCAAAGCCUCUGAAACGAGGCCCCAGAAGGAAGGAGAGAGAAUAGAGAGAGAGAGUAAGCAGUGAGAGAAAGAAAGAUGGAGAUCCAUGGCUUCUUGACACAUUCUGGAUCUGUAUAUUUUUCUUCAUUGCUAUAAAUCCACCGUUAUCGACGAGUUCUUUUGCCACUCAAAAUUCGCAUUACGGAGGAUGAAGGCCGAAAGGGUUUGUAUAUAAAGAUGGCUGAUAUUGCUGCUCUUGCGGAGGCCUCAGGGUCCAGAUUUAGUGACUUAGAACUGAUUGGAAAAGGGUCAUUUGGAGAUGUCUACAAAGCGUUUGAUAAGGAGCUUAAGAAAGAGGUUGCUAUUAAAGUUAUUGAUUUGGAAGAAUCAGAGGAUGAAAUUGAGGACAUUCAGAAGGAAAUUGCAGUUCUAUCACAAUGUCGUUCUCCAUACAUUACGGAGUAUUAUGGUUCCUACCUCCACCAAACGAAAUUAUGGAUUGUAAUGGAAUACAUGGCUGGUGGCUCUGUUGCUGAUCUGAUUCAACCAGGUCAGCCACUGGAUGAAAUGUCUAUAGCUUGCAUCUUACGCGAUUUGCUGCACGCAAUUGAAUAUCUCCACAAUGAAGGGAAGAUUCACAGAGAUAUCAAAGCUGCAAACAUUUUGUUGACUGAGAAUGGUGAUGUUAAGGUUGCAGACUUUGGUGUUUCUGCGCAAUUAACGCGGACAAUUUCAAGAAGAAAGACGUUUGUAGGAACACCUUUUUGGAUGGCUCCAGAAGUAAUUCAGAAUUCAGAUGGAUACAAUGAGAAGGCAGAUAUUUGGUCUUUAGGGAUAACUGCAAUUGAGAUGGCAAGAGGGGAACCACCACUUGCAGAUCUCCACCCAAUGAGAGUUCUUUUCAUUAUACCUCGAGAAAAUCCACCACAGCUGGAUGAGCAUUUUUCUCGUCUUAUGAAAGAAUUUGUUUCGCUGUGUUUAAAGAAGGUGCCAGCCGAGAGGCUAAGUGCCAAGGAACUUCUGAAGCACCGUUUUAUCAGGAACGCUAGGAAGAGUCCAAGGCUUUUGGAGAGAAUAAGAGAGCGCCCAAAGUUCAAAGUAGAAGAAGAAGCUGAAACUAGAAACAGCCCUAGAGGUGGGGCAUCUGACACGGUGAAGGUGACAAGAGAUUCAAGAGGUGAAGAAACUGUCCGGGCCAGUAGUCAGGGAAGAACCCUAAGAAAUGCUGGAUGGGACUUCAGCAUUGGCGGAUCGUCUGGUACUGGAACAGUGAGAAGUGUUCUGAAACCACCUCAAAUUAGAGAGAGAAAAGCAGAGGUUCCGUACAAUCAAGCUACCCCAAGUAAAAAUUCUGAUGGUGGUUAUCGAUCAUCAUCUACUUAUGGAAGUGCCCUUUAUGAUUCAUCAGAAGUUUCCCUUGAGGAAGAUGUCGGAGAUAACAGCCAUGAUGAGGACCAAGAUUCUUACCAUGAUAAUGAAGAUUUGUCAGUGAGUGGGACAGGAACUGUUGUUGUACGACCGUCGCGAGUUCAGUCAUCAGCUGUAUUUAGUGAUCAUAGUACUCAGUCUAGCAGCACAUAUGCUUCUUUUGAGGAUGCUUCCACCAGUGGCACUGUUGUUUACCGCGGACAACAUGACGAUUUUGAUUCUCCCCGAACUCCAAAAUCCAGACUGGGGUUCCAAGAAAGAACUUCAAGUUCAUCACUUGAAGACAGUGCAGUAAACCUUGCAGAGGCAAAAGCUGUGAUUCAAGGGGGAUCAAGGAAAGGAGGAAAUGCUCGAGAAAGGUCUGCACUGGGUAAGCUCAACAGAGAUGAGCAAGAAAGUACAAAACCAGAGCAAUUAACAAACAAUUAUGAUUCUUCAGGACCUUCUCGCGAUUAUCUUGAUGCACAAAAUGCCUUUUCAAGAUCACACCGAGUAAGUGAUGAAGAAGACCGUGCCAGAAUUUCUGCAGCAUCAUCAUCCACCUCAUUAUCAAUUUUGCUCAUUCCUUCAUUAAAAGAGGCUGUUGCUGAUGAUUCAGAAGGGUCGGUUGUGCAUGCAGUGGUGAAUUCACUCAUGGAUAUGGAGCUAAUGAAGCCCGGGUCUUGUGAAGUUCUUGUCACAAGGUUGCUCCAUCGGCUGGGAAGUUCAAGGGAGGCUUCGUUGAAAGAUCUGCAGGAGAUGGCAGCUCACAUCUUCACUAAGGGCAAGACGACUACUGAAAAGACGGAGAAUACAAAUGUGGAAGUCGAUAACCGGAAGAAGCAACAAAACAAGGAACUUCAUUCAAACGCCAAUCUAGGUUCACUUGCGAGGUUCUUGCUCUCAAGAUGGCAAGGCCAAGCUUCACGAGAUUUGAACCCAACUUAAAAGGAGGUCGGAAGAUGGUUUGCGUCUGCGCUUAUUAGUGUGUUCUGUUUAUUAUUUAAUUUUUAUUCAAUGUAAAUAUCAUUAUAGAGGGAACUUGUAUUUAAUUAUCAUUAUUAUUCUUCUCUUGGUCCAAGAAAUUUUAUUAUUCAUUACUUGUCA